Bipolaris maydis ATCC 48331 is the source of this 1370-nucleotide messenger RNA. Lineage: Eukaryota; Fungi; Ascomycota; Dothideomycetes; Pleosporales; Pleosporaceae. The record is from RefSeq and is a predicted model, not a curated record.
AAAACUCGCAGAAGCACGCAUAAUUCAAGCUACCCACCAUGCACGCCGCCACUGCCCUAAUCUCGCUCCUUGUCUUUGCAACGAGUAUUUCUGCAGCUCCUGUAUCUACACAAGCGGUAGCUCGAGCUGUGCCUGAUAUAAGUGAAGUGGCCCGAAAUCCAGCACCGAUCGACAACAGAGUUCAUUGGGAAGACGGAAAACCUUCGCUUGGUGACAUUGGGAAUAUCUCAUGGGAGGACCUUAGAAAACUGAAAGAGCUUAUGCAUCAUUUAUCGGGAGGAAAUGAAGCCAUAGCAUCAGGUGGGGCCGUCAGUCUACAGACACAUAGUGGUCUUGGGAGGGACAUAUCGCUACUCACCCAGGGUCAGCUAGCGGCAUAUCGAAAGGCCGGAUAUGCAAACAAUCUUCUCUACAUCGCGACUUUGGGGUUUGCGAAGUUGUCUAUCAUCUCGCUACUCAUGAUUCUCACGGCCUCAAAAACACACCGCAACCUCGGUCUAUCGCUGGCUGGCUUCAUUGCACUGUGGACGGUAUUCUCAAUGUGUCUGGCAGCUUUCCAGUGUGGAACCACUGAGCCAUGGCGCUUCUUAGGGAACGAAGAAAUAUGCUUCAAUAUUGUAUCUUUUUGGCGUUCCGUGGGUGCAAUCAAUAUCCUUACUGACCUGGCACUCAUUGCGUUUCCGGUGCAUGUCGUCAUGACACUGCAAAUGAGCCUGAGUAAGAAGAUAACUAUCCUCACCUUUUUUGGUGCACGGUCACUAGACAUCGUUGCGACUGCUGUCCAGAUGGUCUACCUUGACGGCUUCACCUCGCCCAAUCCCACCAAGGCACUAUGGAAAUGGACUCUCCUCGCUCAGGUUAUUGAGUGCAUCACUAUCAUUACAUCAUGCGUACCCUACAUAAAACCCCUCCUUGAGUCGGUCCCAUCAGGUUUAUAUGCGAGUGACGAUCUACGCCGUCGAGGUACAUCAUCUGAGCAUGGCGUCUCUCGCAGUAAAAAUAGCUCCUAUCAGCUAUCUAGCAUCGCCUCUAGAGUCGGUACCGGGAUCACAAGAUCAAGUGGAAAGAGCCUCCAUACUGAAAACACUGGAAUAAAACGCUUCUUGCCGAUGCUCUCGCAAGAAAAGACUACGCAUACAAACUCUGCUUCAGGGAUACCCGGGGGUCCAAGGCGCUUAGACGGCGCGGCCGAUGUUGAAAUUACAGCCGUAAAUCACAAGCAUAGAGAUGAUAGGAGGUGGGAGACUGCAGGUACGGGAAGUCACUCUAAAAUCUUGAAAACGACAGUUGUUAGUGCUGAGUGGGAAGAGGCAGAAGUCAAAGCGCACGAUGGGUCGAGCGACGAGAUUGAAGUUAUGCACGGAGGCUAG